Phragmites australis (common reed) is the source of this 1926-nucleotide messenger RNA. Its product is annotated as UNC93-like protein 1. The transcript is spliced from 2 exons. The record is from RefSeq and is a predicted model, not a curated record. Bases 182 to 1582 code for a protein of 466 amino acids. NCBI's taxonomy places the organism in Eukaryota, Viridiplantae, Streptophyta, Magnoliopsida, Poales, Poaceae.
UUCUUCCUCCGAAAUGUAACAAGAAUGCCAAGGCAAUGAUGCCAAAGCAAGAAAGAAUCCAGCACGGAUUAUCUAUAAAUAGCGCCCUCUUCGCCUUGGUAUCCCAACGGCGUCCCCUCCUGAUCGACUCGACUGAAUUGAAUCCUAGCAAAUCAAUCAGAGGGGCAGGAGGAGGGAAUUCAUGGCCGUGACGCAGCCGCCGCCGGAGGGAGAGGGGUUGGAGGCGCCGGGCCUCCUGCGUUACAACUCCCCUCUUGCGCAGGUGUCCCUGCUCGGCCUAAUCUGCUUCUGCUGUCCCGGCAUGUUCAACGCGCUCUCCGGCCUCGGCGGCGGCGGCCAGCUCGACCACACCACCGCCGACAACGCCAACACCGCCCUCUACGCCUGCUUCGCCGUCUUCGGCAUCCUCGGCGGCGGGGCCCACAACCUACUCGGCCCUCGUACCACCCUCCUCCUCGGCGCCCUCACCUACCCGCUCUACGCCGCCUCCUUUCUCUACUACAACCACCGCCCGGGCUCCCAGGCCUUCCCCGUCGCCGCCGGCGCGCUCCUCGGCGCUGGCGCGGGGCUCCUCUGGGCAGCGCAGGGCGCCAUCAUGACCUCCUACCCGCCGCCCAACCGCCGGGGAACCUACAUCUCCCUCUUCUGGUGCCUCUUCAACCUCGGCGGCGUCCUCGGUGGCCUCCUCCCCUUCUCCUUCAACUACCAUCGCGGCAACGACGCCGCCAGCGUCAACGACGGCACCUACAUUGCCUUCAUGGCCUUCAUGCUCCUCGGCGCGGCCCUCACCCUCCUCGUCCUCCCGCCCAGCAAGAUAGUCCGCGACGACGGCACCAGGGCCACCAGGGUCACCUACUCCUCGCCGGCCACCGAGGGCGCCGAGAUCAUCCUCCUCUUCGCCAACUGGAAGAUGCUGCUCGUGCUCCCCACUGCAUGGGCCAGCAACUUCUUCUACACCUACCAGUUCAACAACGUCAACGGCCUCCUCUUCACGCUCCGCACCAAGGGCCUCAACAACGUCUUCUACUGGGGCGCGCAGAUGCUCGGCUCCGCCGGCAUCGGAUACUUCCUCGACUUUGGGUUCGCCAGCCGCAGGAAGAGGGGUCUCGUCGGGGUCGCAGCCGUCGCCGUGCUCGGCACCGCCAUCUGGGGAGGAGGACUCGCCAACCAGCUCAGGUACACCGACGGCAAGUGGCCCGAGCUCAUUGAUUUCAAGGGUGGCCGGCGCUACGCCGGACCGUUCCUGCUCUACUUCAGCUACGGAUUGCUAGAUGCCAUGUUCCAGAGCCUCAUCUACUGGAUUAUCGGCGCGCUUGCAAACGACUCACAGAUCCUCAGCAGGUACGUUGGGUUCUACAAGGGGGUGCAGAGUGCGGGAGCGGCUGUCGCAUGGCAACUCGACACGCACAAGACAUCCCUGAUAUCCCAGCUGGUUGUGAACUGGGGGCUUAUGACAGUCAGCUACCCCUUGCUUGCCCUGCUGGUGUUCUUGGCUGUGAAGGACGAAGACAAUUCGAUUUCCUCAGUGGAGGACGGCAAGGAGAAAGAUAGUAAGUUGUCUGCGCCAACCAGCUUCCACUGAGGAUCGAGACAUGUAAUGGGUUUUCAGUGUGUGCUUCUUCCUUUGCGCUUGUGCACACCAUAGAAACCAAGCAAUUACAGAGAAUUUAGGCUGUGCUGUUUACCUUACCUAUGUGGAGUAGCUCAUUUCGGGGUGGUAAUGUUCAUUGGCGAUGUAAUGGGAUUCUUGCUGUAUUGCGAUUUGUUUAGCGUUUCUACGGCUGUAGUAUAGUCGCAUUCCUUGUUUGAACUGUUGUGUAAGGUAGCUAAGGUUUCAGGUGUAAUCAAGAAAAACAGGACGGAUAUUUUCGGUCCGACCGACUGAAUGAAGGCUUGCGAAGUAAAUAUGAGAUGCAAUAAUGGCUA